This is a messenger RNA of Verruconis gallopava, 2424 nucleotides long. RefSeq lists its product as uncharacterized. The record is from RefSeq and is a predicted model, not a curated record. Lineage: Eukaryota; Fungi; Ascomycota; Dothideomycetes; Venturiales; Sympoventuriaceae. Gene Ontology annotation, biological process: proteolysis. Gene Ontology annotation, molecular function: serine-type endopeptidase activity. Bases 71 to 2233 code for a protein of 720 amino acids. The transcript has a single exon.
CUUGUAGCCUAUAGGAGGUCGAACGCAGCAUCUCCACCGUUUUGCUGUCCUCCGUCUUUUGCCAGGUACGAUGACGAUUCGUGCGACCAAAUUCACGCCCGCAGUCUUGCUCUCUGCGCCUCGGCGCGGCCCAGCGAUUCCCAACAGCGACGGAUCAAAGAUCCUCUGCUCCGUUUCGACAUACAGCUUCGAAACGCACGAGAAGACCACGGAGAUUCGUCUGCUUGACACGAGGGAUCACCACUCAAGUCUGGUCUCUAAUGCCAAUGGUCUAGGGAAUGUCGCUUGGCUCGAUGACGAGACCAUUGUCUUGCUUGUGAGCGGCGACAAAGGCCAAACCAAAGUCCUCGUUGGGGAUCCUACCAAGUGGGACAGUAACCACAUCGCGGGAACGAUUGACGGACCCGUCGGUGAUCUGAAAGUCAAGAAGCUGCAGACCGGCGGCUUUGCUCUUGCUGUGUCUGGCUCCGCCAACCCGGACGGUUCUCUGUUCAAUCCUGAAACGGCUCCAAAGCGCUUCACGACCGGCCGCUUGUACAAGUCGCUGUUCGUGAGGCAUUGGGAUACAUACGUGGCUCCGCAGCGCAACGCUAUAUUCUACGGCUCAUUAGCGGUUUGCAGCGAGUCCGGCCGAUAUGUGUUGUCAAAGCUGGACAAUGUGCUCGUGGGCACCGGCCUUGAGUCGCCCAUACCACCCUUUGGCGGAACGGACCACUUUGACGUCUGUGAGAACUCUGUGAUCUUCGCUGCGAAAGAUCCGGAUCUAAACCCCGCGAGCAACACAAAGUGCAACGUGUAUCUCGUGAAAAUCCUGGAUUGGACGAACACAACACCCGCACCCGCUGCUCGACCCCAACAGGUCGGCGUCUUGGAAGAAUUUCGAGGUGCGAUCACCUCGCCCGUCUUUUCUCCCGAUGGUAACUCGGCUGCGUUUCUGCAGAUGCGAAAGAAUGGAUACGAAUCGGAUAAAAACCACCUAAUCGUCAUUCCGGAUCUUUCCAGACCAUCGACAUGUAUUGCUCCGUUACGAGCUUCCGGAGGUGGAGAGGAAUGGGACCGCAGCCCUUCAAGUAUAAGUUGGAGCUCGGAUGGCUCCACGUUGUAUUUGACGGCGGAGGAACACGGAAGGGUCAAGCUUUUCAAGACUCCCGCAAAACCAAGUGCAGCCAUACAUCCGACGUUGCUGACCGGUUCCGAAGGCAGCGUUUCUUCGGUGUCGGUGCUGGAGACGGGUAACUUGAUCCUCACGUUCACAAGCCUGGUGGACAACAGUGCAUACUACCUCCUUGAGCCGACUCUGUCGUCGCCAAAACCGCAGCUCCUGUCGUCGAACGCGAAGAACGGAGCGUUGUUCGGCCUUUCCGCGAAGCAGAUCGACGAGCUCUGGUGGCCAGGAGCCGCGCCCAAGACGAAAGUGCACGCCUGGGUGGUCAAACCGUCAAACUUUGACGCGAAGCAGAAGUACCCUCUUGCGUACUUGGUUCACGGCGGCCCUCAAGGGGCGUGGGAAGAUGCGUGGUCGACGCGCUGGAACCCGGCCGUGUUCGCCGAGCAAGGCUACGUGGUCGUCUGCCCGAAUCCGACGGGCUCCACCGGCUACGGCCAGCGCUUCACGGACGCGAUCCGCAAAAACUGGGGAGGCCUGCCCUACCAGGACCUGGCCCUGGGGUUCGAGCACAUUGAAAAGAACGUGGCCUAUGUUGACACGGAGCGCGCGGUCGCGCUCGGCGCGAGCUACGGCGGCUACAUGAUGAACUGGAUCCAAGGACACGACCUGGGCAGGAAGUUCAAGGCGCUGGUCACCCACGACGGCGUCUACUCGAUGGCGUCGCAGCAGGCGUCCGAGGAGCUCUACUUCCCCGAACACGAGUUCGGCGGCACCUGGUGGGACAAUCAGGACUCCUGGCUCGAGUUCGACCCGGCAAAGUUCACCGCGAACUGGGCGACGCCGCACCUCAUCAUCCACAGCGACAAGGACUAUCGGCUCACCGUCGCGGAGGGCCUCGCUGCGUUCAACGUCCUGCAGGAGAGAGGCGUGCCUAGCCAGUAUCUCACCUUUCCGGACGAGAACCACUGGGUCCUCAACCCGGAGAACUCCUUGCUGUGGCACGCGGCCGUGCUGGAGUGGAUAAAUGGCUGGGUCGGUCUGCCUACGCCGAGCGAGAACGACCCGCAGCUAGCCAAGGUGUUGGAGGAGGCUUCCGUGCCAAAGUGGGGGACUGCGAUGAACUGAAGCAUGCGUUAUUUGGGGGGAUUUGAACCGUCGUGGACCUCUUUGACAAGUUUUCAUUUAUUUUUUUUUUAAAACUGUUUACUAGGUGCCCAUGAUUGGAAGCAAACCUCUAGCUCACGAAUCCAUGUACAUAGAGGUACCAAAAAAAAGUUAAGCCAAAGUCAGCGCCAAUCCAAAUGACAUUUCAUGUA